Papilio xuthus (Asian swallowtail) is the source of this 1731-nucleotide messenger RNA. RefSeq lists its product as uncharacterized. NCBI's taxonomy places the organism in Eukaryota, Metazoa, Arthropoda, Insecta, Lepidoptera, Papilionidae. The coding region runs from base 218 to 1315 and encodes 365 amino acids. The record is from RefSeq and is a predicted model, not a curated record. The transcript has 6 exons.
UCUGAUUUUAGUGUAAACCCGAACGCAUCCUAGAUAACAAAAUAGUUGUGACAUUGACAACUUGACAACAUGAUUGUUGCAUUCAUUUUGUAUCCGUUUACUUCAAACUAGUGAGAUAAACUUUUUGAUAAGAAUGCGUCGAACUCAAUAACAUCACGUAUAUCGAUCACCUUGCGACCUAGCGCAAUCUCAUAAAUAAAAUAAUUAAGUAGUUAUUAUGGGUGCGAAAAACCAAAACGUUUUAGAACCAGUGUCGGGAACGACCGCAGUGAAAUUGUUCUUGAAAUGUAUAUUCAUAGGACUAUGGCAAUUGGUGCAAUUUGCAGUGCGAAGGUUAUGGAAAGGGCACCGCAGAAAAUUUUCAAAGAAUUUUCCACCGGUCGAACUCACCGUAGACUCUUCAAUAGGAAUACAUUGUUAUAUUAAAAUUAUGGGAGUAAAGUAUCAUUAUGUAGAAACUGGUCCAAAGAAUGGCCAAGUAGUGCUGAUACUCGGGGAUGCGCCAGAUGCUGGUGACCUGUGGGUGCCAUCAUGGGCAGCGGUAGUGAGGCGGCUGGCAGAGACCCAGCACCAUGUAGUCACACUGGAUCUGCGAGGAACGGGGGGCAGUGAGUGCGGCAACAGGAGGGACCUUUCCCCCCCGAGGGCCGUGGAGGAGCUGUCAGCUCUGUUGAAAGCUCUGGGAGUGUCUGCCAACAAUCCAGCUAUAGUGAUAGGCUUUGGUAUCGGGGGUAUGUUAACAUGGUACCUGGCGCAUUGCCGCGGCGCGCUGGUGCGGCGCUUCGUGGUGGCGGGCGCGCCGCACCCCAACCUGUACUGGCAGCACCCGCCCGCGCCCUUCUGCCAUCAAGCGCUUUACUUUAUACAGUGGCCCCACUUCCCGGAGCGGUGGCUGGCGGAGCGCGCGCUGGCUGAGAGCGCGGAGGGCGCGGCGAGCGUGCUGCGCGCGCGGGACUGGACCGGCGCCCUCAACUAUGUUAGAGGCGGGGCGUGGUGGCGCAUCGUGGCGGGUCACCGGGCGGAGGCGCCGGCGCUGCUGGUGGGGGCGCGGGCGGCGGCGGCGCAGCUGGUGGCCAGCGCGCAGCACUGCGCCCGCCCCGCGCUGCGCCUGCUGCCCGCGCCGCACCCCGCGGACCCGGACCUGCCCGCGCUGCUGCUGGACUUCCUCGCAGUGCAGAAAGUGGAGGAGGGUGCGGGUGUGGGUGUGGGCGCGGGAAGGCGCGGGCUGGUGGGGCGCGUGCUGGGCGCGGUGGCGGGACGAGGGCGCGACCUGACAGCGCGACUCUCGCUGCCCGCACUCUCCGCGCAGGCUUGACGCGGCAUCAGACACACACACACACACGCACAGAGAUGUUCUCAUCAGAACAAAAAUCUUCCGCAGUAUCCGCAUUUAGAAUUAACUUGAGUUUUUGCGGAGUUCUAUUUGAUAAAAUUUUAAUGUCGAUUAUUUUUUAUAAUUUUAUUAGUUAUUAUAUAAAAUUAAAUUCAUUUAUUUAGAUUCAAAUAUUUAAGUUAAUUUUAAGAUAAAAUAUUGUUUUCGAAAUAAUCGAUAUAGUAAACGAAAGUUCCUUCGUAGUUAUUUAAGUCGAUUGUUAAAAGUCUGAUGAAUUUUUAUUUUAGCGACGGCCAAAGAUGGUGAAGGUCUAGCGGAUGUUUUUAUCGAGAUUUAUAAUUUUAUAUUGUUUAUAUUUUGUUUGAUUGCGAUUGAAAUAAAGAUAAUAUUGUAAUGUG